Malaclemys terrapin pileata is the source of this 3382-nucleotide messenger RNA. It is a transcript of the gene PIGU, whose product is annotated as phosphatidylinositol glycan anchor biosynthesis class U. Gene Ontology annotation, biological process: attachment of GPI anchor to protein; protein localization to cell surface. The record is from RefSeq and is a predicted model, not a curated record. The coding region runs from base 60 to 1367 and encodes 435 amino acids. Lineage: Eukaryota; Metazoa; Chordata; Testudines; Emydidae. The transcript has 12 exons. Gene Ontology annotation, cellular component: membrane; GPI-anchor transamidase complex.
GCUCCUUAGCCCAAGCUGGGAACUACAACCGGCGCCGAGGUCGUUGUUCCCCCGCUAAGAUGGCGGCUCCCUUGGUGCUGGGGAUUCUGGUGGCCGUCACGGUCCGGGCCGUGUUGUACCGAUCUAGCCUGGCCGGGUUCAUCUCCGAGCGGGUCGAGGUGGCGUCCCCUUUAAAUGCCUGGAAGCGAGUUGUCGAAGGGCUAGCUUUGCUGGAUUUGGGUGUCUCGCCCUAUUCUGGAGAUGUCUUCCGUGAAACCCCGUUAAUAAUAUACUUGUUUCAUUUCCUGAUUGAAUAUUCUGAGUUGGUGUUCAUGAUAACUGAUGUGCUAACUGCUGUUGCCCUCUACUUGGCCGUCCAGGACUUCAACAAAGUUGUGUUUAAAAAGCAAAAACUCCUAAUGGAACUGGAUCAGUAUGCAUCAGAUGUGGCCGAACUCAUCCGGACCCCGAUGGAAAUGCACUACAUCCCCCUCAAAGUAGCACUGUUUUAUCUCCUAAAUCCAUACACAGUGAUGUCUUGUGUUGCAAAGUCCACCUGUGCCAUCAACAAUACUGUCAUUGCAUUCUUCAUUUUGACUACAAUAAAAGGUAGUACCCUCCUCAGUGCUAUAUUCCUGGCCUUAGCGACAUACCAGUCACUGUAUCCUCUCACCUUGUUUGCACCAGCAUUGCUGUAUCUUCUACAGCGUCAGUUCAUACCAGUGAAACUGAAAAGCAAAGGCUUCUGGUUGUACACCACGCAAUAUGCAGCACUGUAUCUCUGUAGCUUGGUGGUAAUUGUCUGCCUCUCAUUCUUCCUCCUCAACUCCUGGGACUUUAUCCCAUCUGUGUAUGGUUUCAUCCUUUCCGUUCCAGAUCUGACUCCCAACAUUGGCCUCUUCUGGUACUUCUUUGCUGAGAUGUUUGAACACUUCAGUCUGUUCUUCGUGUGUGUAUUUCAGAUCAAUGUCUUCUUCUACACCAUUCCCUUAGCAGUAAAGCUAAAGGAGCACCCCAUCUUCUUCUUGUUCGUUCAGCUUGCCAUCAUUUCUAUCUUCAAGUCCUACCCAACUGUGGGAGACGUAGCGCUGUACAUGGCCUUCCUUCCACUCUGGAGCCACCUUUACAGAUUCCUUCGGAACAUCUUUAUCCUCUCCUGUGUGCUCAUUGUCUGUUCCCUGCUGUUCCCAGUGCUCUGGCAUCUCUGGAUUUACGCAGGAAGCGCCAAUUCCAAUUUUUAUUAUGCCAUCACUUUGACGUUCAAUGUAGGGCAGAUCCUGCUCAUCUCUGAUUAUUUCUACGCCUUCCUCCGGCGAGAGUACUACCUCACUCACGGACUCUACUUGACAAGGAAAGACGGGACGGAGGCCAUGCUGGUUCUGAAAUAAUCACCCUGCCCUGCAUGACUUGGGGAAUGGACUUCUAUCUGAAACACGCAAAGCUUGGGGUGGGUGGGGAGGGUUCCCUGACAGUGGUCUGACUGGUGGGAAGUUACCUAGUGCGGUGGAAGAAAGGGCUGAGGUUUGGAUGGGAGUACCCUCAUUGGCAGUGACGUUGAGGUCAAAGCCAAGAUCAUAAGAACUGGCCAAAAACUGCUGCUGUUAGGGCCACGUGGCCUCUGUCGAAGCACCUCCCUUCUUCCUUCAGCUGUGCUUUCUGCUAUGACACCAACCAUCAGUUUCGGGCAGUCCAGCAGGGAUCGGAGCAGGUAGCUGGGCUGACAUCAGGGCUGCAUCUCAGGCCUAGAGAGUUAAGGCCAUAAACCCUUUAAUUUAUUAUCACCACUUGUGGGGAAAACCACUGGAGAUGUGUGUUUCUCUUUCUGGAACUGACUGCCACUGGAAAUCGCUUUGUAGACUGCUUUGGUUCCUCCUCCUUCAUUGCUUUCCUCAGCGAUGCUCCUGCUUGGCAUGCAGCGAGCUCUAGGGACUUAGCUGUGACUGACUCAGACACUUGUUCCUUCAUUCUGUCGUUGCGUCUGGAAAUCAGAGAGUUUCUUGCACAGUGGACAGCUCCUGCAAUGAAUAGAUGAUCCAUUGGCUUUCCAUAGCAAAGGGAAAGCGAUAGCAUGAACCAUCUGGGAGGGAUGUACAGGAAAGUCACCAAACUGAAAUACAAACCGCCAGGAAGAGUAGGAAGGGAAGUGAGUGCAUGGAGAGGGAGGGUUGGGGAUAGUCUGGGGGUUUCCCUUUAAGGGAAAAAAGAGACUAUCCCUUUGGAAGCUAGUCAGCAGCAUUGUGAGGUUUCAGGGGAAAGGACAAAAUAAUAGAAAUAACAUAGCAUCACUUAUUGAAUCCAUGCGGAGCGUGGCUGCAUGUGGAAUACAGAGUGUCAGCCCAGUGCUUCAGUUUCCUAGGAAGGUCCCUCCCAUUCAGCCUACCCCCUCUUAUUAUUUGGGGCUUGUGUUUAGAUCCUGGAGCUGUGGGAUUUUGGGAGACAGGCCAGGAGGGAGAAUUCCUCUAUCUAGAAAUACAAAUCCAAACUGGAAGGAGCCUUUUAGUACUUUGGGGUGCCUGGGCUCCAAAUGGGCUGCAGCCACUUAGCAAGAAGAGACAUUUACCCAAAGUGUUAUUCCCUUGCACCUAGAGCAGCAUUACAAUGGGGCUACGCUCAGAAAAGUGACUAUGCAAAAAUGGCAUCUUACUCCCCAGCUCUGGUCCCUGUGUGCCAGAGCCACACGCUUUAGGGACCAAGAUAAGUUUUGCUACUGCUAUUAACUCUUCAGAUCUGACACAGCUCCAAGAAACCAAGCAGGAUCCUAGCCAGGGUCCUUGGCACUGAUGCUGGCAACACAAACCAGAGAGAACCCAGCUCAACUCUCAGAUCCCAAGGGGGUGUGAAGGGCUGCUAAUUCGAAACCCCCUUUCAUCGUUUUACUUUUAAACCGAGCAUGUUCAGCAGAGAAUGAUUGAGAGACAGUCAUACCGUCCUUCCCCCGGCCACUUUUACAGAGUCACUCCGCUGGACGUGGUGCCCUUUCUCCUACAUUUUCUGUCUGGUUGAGCAGUUGUUCAAAUCUCUUUUUGUAAAAAAACGAUAAACUCUUGCCUUAUUGCACUACUGUUGGCGCUUGGGCGGGUGGGUUUGGGCUGAGUCCAACCUGCUGCACACAACACCCAGCCGCUCCCGCGCGGGAAUCCCCUGGAAGAGAGGUUCCUGAUCCUGGCUGCAGAAGGGCACUCGGAACCAGCUCUCCACUCGGCGGUCAGGUGUUUGGGGCACAUCACAAAGUGAAUAAUAAAUCGUGCAAGUUUUAAAUGCUUUCCGAGUGCUCUGUGCAGCAGUGAUGCUGGGGGGCAGAGGGGCUCCUUACCCUCUGUCCCAGCCCAUUGUUUUGGGCUUGUGCUUGGAGGAAAACUCCAGGGUCAUUUCCUGUUUAAAUAAAUCCAGGUUUCUUCUUGUU